GGAGAGCGAGGACGCCGCCGCCAUCGUCGUCCACGGCCGCAGAUCUCGCGCCCGCGCCGUCAGCGGCGUCGGCGGUGGGAAUGUGUGAGCGCGGGGCAGCGGCGAGCCGAGCAGGCGGUGGCGGGCGGAGCGGGCACGACGCCGAAGACAACUUCUUCCCGCGCCGGCGCCGCCGGGCGCCUCUCCCAUCUCAAGCGUCGCAGCCGUCGCCGCCUUCCUUCUUCCGUGUCGCCGCCGCCGCCUCCCGGGCCUGUCAAAUGGUCCGACCCCGAGGUCGCAUGCGCCGCCGCCGUCGCCGCCGGCGGUGGCCGCCGGACCUCCUCCCCACCCGCCAGCCGCCCUGUAGAGAGGAAAGAAGUCAGAGAAAGAGAUGAGGAAGGAAGAGAAGAGGGGAGAGAUAACCUGACAUUCUGACAUGUGGGACCCGCGUGGGUUGCACGCUGACUCAGCCGCCACGUCAGAUAAAACCGGGAGCAAAACCACCGGAGGAUCUAAACUAACGAUUUUAUUAGUUGAGGGACACCCGGUAUCUGGUUUUGCGGUUAGGGGACCAUUUUGUAACUCGAUGACAAGUUGAGGGACCUUCGGUGUACUUUUUCCAUUAGAUUUCGAUUAGUUUUGAGGUUCAAAGUGAACUUAUUCCUUUUAUCUUUCGGGCCAAAUAUUCAUGGGCCUUUAUGGAUCCAAAUUCUUUUGGGCUAUUCCUACUCAGUAUUCUACUUAUUUGAUGGGCCAAAAGGCCGCAAAUUCGCCGCCGUGAAGCUCUGGAUGCUGUUUCUCUCUCUCCUUCCUCGGCGCACCCGGCCGCCGGCCAUCCACCGCCGUCGCAUCCACCGGCCGCCGCCACGCCUCCUCCUCGCCACCACUUCCUCCUCCUGCCGCGUAACCACUACCGCCUCCACGCAACAAUGCCCUCCAUCUACUCUCGCCCUCCUCGCCGACCACCCGCACCCGGCCGUCGCGGAGUUCCCGCGCGCCGGCUUCUCCCGCCUCGGCGACCACCCCCUCCUCGCCCGCGCCAUCCACGGCCUCGCCGUCCGCCUCGCACUCCCGCUCAGCGCCUUCCACCGCAACACCCUCCUCGCCUUCUACUUCCGCCAACGGGAUGCCUCCGCCGCCGCCGCCGCGCUCCACCUGUUCGACGAAAUGGCCGACCGGACCCCAUCCACCUGGUACACCGCCGUCUCCGGCUGCGUCCGCUGCGGACGCGACGGGACGGCCUUCGAGAUGCUCCGCGGUAUGCGGGAGCGUGGCGUCCCGCUCAGCGGGUUCGCGCUCGCCAGCCUCGUCACCGCGUGCGAGCGCCGGGGCCGGGACGAGGGCAUCGCGUGCGGCGCCGCCAUCCACGCGCUCACCCACAGGGCCGGGCUCAUGGGCAACGUCUACAUCGGCACGGCGCUCCUGCACUUGUAUGGCUCCCGUGGGAUCGUGUCCGAUGCGCAGAGGUUGUUCUGGGAGAUGCCCGAGAGGAAUGUCGUGUCGUGGACAGCACUGAUGGUGGCAUUGUCAUCCAAUGGUUACCUGGAAGAGGCAUUGAGAGCUUACCGUCAGAUGAGGAGGGAUGGGGUCCCAUGCAAUGCAAAUGCGUUCGCGACAGUGGUCAGCUUGUGUGGAUCGCUCGAGAAUGAGGUGCCUGGGCUUCAGGUUGCUUCCCAGGUCAUUGUCUCUGGACUCCAAAACCAGGUCUCUGUGGCGAAUUCGUUGAUUACCAUGUUUGGCAACUUGGGAAGGGUGCAUGAUGCUGAGAAGCUCUUUGAUCGAAUGGAGGAACAUGAUACUAUUUCAUGGAACGCGAUGAUAUCGAUGUACUCACAUCAAGGAAUCUGCAGCAAAUGUUUUCUGGUGUUUUCAGAUAUGCGUCAUCAUGGAUUAAGGCCUGAUGCAACAACCCUGUGCAGCUUGAUGUCUGUCUGUGCCUCCUCAGAUCAUUUCAGCCAUGGAAGUGGAAUUCAUUCCCUGUGUCUCAGGAGCAGUCUGGAUUCAUCAGUAACAGUAAUUAAUGCUCUGGUUAAUAUGUACUCUGCUGCUGGAAAAUUGAGUGAUGCUGAGUUUCUGUUCUGGAACAUGAGUAGAAGGGACCUAAUAUCAUGGAACACUAUGAUUUCAUCCUAUGUGCAGAACUGUAAUAGCACCGACGCGUUGAAGACACUAGGUCAGUUAUUUCAUACAAAUGAAAGCCCAAAUCACCUGACAUUUUCCAGUGCUCUAGGAGCAUGUUCAAGUCCAGGAGCCUUGAUAGAUGGCAAAAUGGUUCAUGCCAUCGUAUUGCAGUUGAGUCUUCAGAGAAAUCUACUGGUUGGUAAUUCUCUCAUCACGAUGUAUGGGAAAUGCAAUUCUAUGGAAGAUGCUGAGAAAGUUUUUCAGUCCAUGCCGACUCAUGAUAUUGUCAGCUACAAUGUACUUAUUGGUGGCUACGCAGUACUUGAGGAUGGUACAAAGGCAAUGCAAGUAUUUUCUUGGAUGAGAAGUGCAGGGAUAAAGCCAAAUUACAUUACAAUGAUAAAUAUCCAUGGUUCUUUCGCAUCUUCAAAUGAUCUGCAUAAUUAUGGAAGGCCCUUACAUGCAUACAUAAUACGCACUGGAUUUUUGUCAGAUGAGUAUGUUGCUAACUCUCUAAUCACAAUGUAUGCAAAAUGUGGCAAUUUAGAGUCAAGCACUAAUAUAUUCAAUAGUAUCACCAACAAAAACAUUGUUUCAUGGAAUGCCAUAAUAGCAGCGAAUGUCCAACUUGGCCAUGGAGAGGAAGCUCUAAAGCUCUUCAUUGAUAUGCAGCAUGCUGGAAACAAACUUGAUCGUGUUUGCCUAGCUGAAUGUCUGUCAUCCUGUGCAAGCCUCGCAUCAUUAGAAGAAGGCAUGCAGCUACAUGGUCUUGGUAUGAAAUCUGGGCUGGAUUCAGACUCAUACGUUGUUAAUGCUGCAAUGGAUAUGUAUGGGAAAUGUGGAAAGAUGGAUGAAAUGUUGCAAGUGGUUCCUGACCAAGCCAUUCGACCUCAACAAUGCUGGAAUACGCUGAUAUCUGGUUAUGCAAAAUAUGGGUAUUUCAAGGAAGCUGAGGAAACAUUUAAGCAAAUGGUUGCAACGGGUAGAAAGCCAGACUAUGUAACGUUUGUUGCUCUACUCUCAGCUUGUAGUCAUGCUGGUCUAGUAGACAAGGGUAUAGAUUACUAUAACUCUAUGGCUUCUUCCUUUGGUGUUUCCCCUGGAAUAAAACAUUGUGUAUGCAUAGUGGAUCUUCUCGGACGCUUAGGUCGGUUUGCAGAGGCAGAGAAAUUUAUUGAAGAAAUGCCAGUCUUACCAAAUGAUCUGAUAUGGCGGAGUUUGUUGUCCUCUAGUAGAACCCACAAAAAUCUUGAAAUUGGGAGGAAAACCGCCAAAAAGCUUCUUGAAUUGGAUCCAUUCGAUGAUUCAGCUUAUGUUCUUCUGUCAAACUUAUAUGCUACAAAUGCAAGAUGGGCGGAUGUUGACAAAUUACGAAGUCACAUGAAAACCAUCAAUAUAAACAAAAGACCAGCUUGCAGUUGGCUUAAGCUUAAGAAUGAAGUAAGCACCUUUGGUAUUGGUGACCGGGGUCAUAAGCAUGCAGAGAAGAUCUACGCAAAGUUAGAUGAAAUGUUGCUGAAACUCAGGGAAGUAGGUUAUAUUGCUGACACAUCAUCUGCACUGCAUGAUACAGAUGAAGAGCAGAAGGAGCAGAACCUUUGGAACCAUAGUGAGAAACUUGCGUUGGCAUAUGGCCUUAUCGUUGUCCCAGAAGGAUCUACAGUAAGAAUAUUCAAGAAUCUCAGAGUCUGUUCAGACUGUCAUCUGGUAUUUAAGCUGGUUAGCAUGGUUUUUAAUAGGGAAAUUGUGUUGAGAGACCCAUAUAGGUUUCACCACUUCAAAGUAGGAUCAUGUUCUUGUUCAGAUUUUUGGUGAGAUAGUCGUCCACAAAUGGGCUAUUGGUUCAAUGUUUAAGUUUGAGCAUGCCUACAGAAGAUCCUUCCACACCCCAAAGGACACAGAACAAAAAAUGAUAAAGAUGAGAAAUUAACUCCUAUCUCCCUUUGCAUGGGAACAGUGAUUGUCAUUACUGCGCAUAUAUUUCAUAGUAGAGUCGGUGCAAUGACAACAAUGGGAUAAUGUUGACCACAUCUUUUGCUUUUGGACAAUGUUGUCACACUGAUUCAUGGUAUCAUACUGGUCUUCUUUUCAUGUUGUGCAAGGAUCAGCAGUUAACACCUCUAGUAGCAUUGAUGCUUGUUUGGAACCUUCGAUGGUACUUGGCUGCACGAAUCCUUUUAGGAUUUACAAAAAUUAUAUCCUGGGGAAGUGUUAACUGACACAUAGAUCAAGAUUAUGCUAAUUUGAUUUCGGACCCUAGCUCUGAGGUGAGACGCAACUGGAUGAAACCACUGGAUGAGUGACAGCUCUGAUAUAUAGUAUAAUCAUCUCUUUGGUGAUCUCUGGUCGCAGCAGAAGCGCGGCAGUUCAAUUAUCCUGGACGAGCGCCGUGGUGGUCCUGGCAGUUCAAUCACCGAAAGGAGACAGUACGAGCAAGAAACAACUGGUUUCAUCAAAGGUUUGCUACUCAGAUUUGGUCUGUCCAUUACACUAGACUACAAGUUUUGGAGAUCUGAUUCUACCAGUUCAGUGUGGGCACGCAAGCUGAGCACACAUGUAUAGUACAUAAGUACAUUUGGGGAUCGAAGGAGCUCGUGCUGCAACAGUAAUAACAUGAUCAUGAGGAGAUCAGACGGCGACCAAGAUGUAGACGAAUUAAACAUGACAUCACAUUUUUGUUCUCUCCCCUCGUAAGUGCGUACAACUCGGCGGUGCAUUAAUACAGUACUACUAGUACGUAACUACCACUUUGUUCAUAGAUCAUGGUCCAUGAUUAUAGAUUCAUGGCCCAUGAUGAUAGAUUGCUUUGCAGCGUAUGGGCUAAUGGAGAUGUGAUGGCUGGUGCUGAAAUGCUCACCUCAACUACUGAACUUUGAAUGCACAGCACUACUACUACAAGUCAAGUAGACUCCUGUUCGUUGUACUACGUGGUCACCGGAAUUAGCAGGGGCAGGCAGAGUCCACCAUGAUCAGGAAGCUCAAGCAUCGUAGGCUGAUGAACUCUGAGCCGACAUGAACGCAACCAAGCAAAGCAGAUCAGUGUGCAUUGCAGGUCGACGAUCGACGUCGAAUGCAUGGGUCGAUGGCCGCUGUUUUCAUUGGGGUCGUUGUUUGCUUGAGAUAGAGUGUGAUACAUUUACUUCCUUUCCCUCUGAGAUAGGCGUCAAUCUAUGCAUGAAUGUCAUGACAGUGAGAGGUUCUUGAUUAAUUAGUUUUAUGCUAGAAAAUGAUUGUGCAACGAUCCUUAUGAAGUUAUGAUCCAUUAAUCGCUUCCACCGUCUUUUUGUUAGGCACCAUAGAUAAUUGCCUGACAAUGAUUA
Messenger RNA from Oryza sativa Japonica Group (Japanese rice), 5420 nucleotides. Its product is annotated as pentatricopeptide repeat-containing protein At3g24000, mitochondrial. Gene Ontology annotation, cellular component: intracellular membrane-bounded organelle. Gene Ontology annotation, molecular function: zinc ion binding; RNA binding; protein binding. Lineage: Eukaryota; Viridiplantae; Streptophyta; Magnoliopsida; Poales; Poaceae. Gene Ontology annotation, biological process: RNA modification. The record is from RefSeq and is a predicted model, not a curated record.